AAGAAAUCCCUAGGAACCCGGAAGCGCUCCCCGAUCGGCCGUGAUUGCUAUUCAUUCAGGCUGCGGCUACGAUUUAAUUCAGCCACUGUUUUGGGUAGCGGCUGGUAUCGGGUGUCGGCUAUAUUCCUCCGCAGGUAGAUUAAAGGAGCGCGAGCAUGGCUGGUCGGCUACCGGCUUGUGUUGUUGACUGUGGAACGGGGUACACAAAGCUUGGCUAUGCAGGAAACACAGAACCACAGUUCAUCAUACCAUCAUGUAUCGCAAUCAAAGAAUCCGCCAAGGUCGGGGACCAGGCUCAGCGCAGGAUGAUGAAGGGCGUCGACGACCUGGACUUUUUCAUCGGGGAUGAAGCCAUUGAGAAACCGUCGUACUCAACGAAGUGGCCGAUCCGUCACGGCAUCGUGGAGGACUGGGACCUGAUGGAGCGCUUCAUGGAGCAGGUCAUCUUCAAGUAUCUGCGGGCAGAGCCUGAAGACCAUUACUUCCUUUUGACGGAGCCUCCUCUCAACACCCCGGAAAACAGAGAGUACACAGCAGAGAUCAUGUUUGAGUCCUUCAACGUCCCAGGUCUCUACAUCGCUGUCCAGGCUGUCCUGGCGCUGGCUGCCUCUUGGACGUCCAGACAAGUGGGAGAACGGACGCUGACGGGCACCGUGAUCGACAGCGGAGACGGGGUCACGCACGUCAUCCCCGUGGCUGAAGGCUACGUCAUCGGCAGCUGCAUCAAGCACAUCCCCAUCGCCGGGCGAGACAUCACGUACUUCAUCCAGCAGCUGCUGAGGGAGCGAGAGGUGGGGAUACCUCCGGAGCAGUCUCUGGAGACGGCUAAAGCAGUCAAGGAGCGGUUCAGCUACGUCUGCCCCGACCUGGUUAAAGAGUUUAACAAAUACGACACAGACGGCUCCAAGUGGAUCAAACAGUUCAACGGCGUCAACGCCAUCACCAAGAAGGAGUUCACCAUCGACGUCGGAUACGAGCGCUUCCUCGGCCCCGAGAUCUUUUUCCAUCCUGAGUUCGCCAACCCAGACUUCACCCAGCCCAUCUCAGAGGUGGUGGACGAGGUCAUCCAGAACUGCCCCAUCGACGUCAGGCGCCCGCUCUACAAGAACGUCGUGCUCUCCGGAGGAUCCACCAUGUUCAGGGACUUCGGGAGACGCAUGCAGAGGGACCUGAAGAGGACCGUGGACGCACGGCUGAAGAUAAGCGAGGAGCUGAGCGGCGGCAAGUUGAAGCCAAAGCCGAUUGACGUGCAAGUCAUCACCCAUCACAUGCAGAGGUACGCCGUCUGGUUCGGAGGAUCAAUGCUGGCAUCUACCCCCGAGUUUUACCAAGUGUGCCACACCAAGAAGGACUACGAGGAGAUCGGGCCGAGCAUCUGCCGCCACAACCCCGUGUUCGGAGUCAUGUCUUAAGGAAGGAAGACGGAGCGGAGGAGGAGGAGGUGGAGGAGGAGGAGGAGGAGGAAGAAGAGUGUGGGGGAGGAGGAGGAAGCACCGCAACACCUCACUUGCUGUGGAAGGCCCAUGAGCGUUUGCACAGAUGCUCCGACAGACCUGUUCAUUCGGAUUACAGCGGACCAAACGAGCUGCCCGGAAGGAUCCGGGCGGCGUCCUCGCAAAUUAAAGAGGAAGGAAGAAAGAAAGAGGCGCCGCGGCGCUAAAGGAUCCUCAGAUAAAAUGUUUACUGCUAGUAGGUUAAUAAUAGGUGGUAAAUCUUUCAUUUCUGCGUGCCUCGUAUAUGUACUUAUUAUAUCCUCACAGGGUUGUAAUAUGUAAUUAAUCAAGUCAUGUAUAAAUGCACUUGUGUGUAUAUGGGUUGGGUUCUUGCUCUAUGUUAUAUACUUUAAGGAAAAAAAAAAAUAAAAUAAAAAAAAAACGCUUCGAUCGUUUCCCGCUCGAUCCGACGAGACGUCGUCCUGUAAAACAAUCACCAGACGCGUCCCCGAUUCACCCUCUAAAAACCUGAGUUUGAAUUUACUGAUCUUUAUUUCACCCGUUUUAUUUCUAUUAUUAAUCAUCUUGAACAGAUUGUCUCGGAGGAGGAGGAGGAGGAGGAGGAGGAGAAGCAGUGGUGUUAAUAUAUGAACAUGCAGUUUUGACUGACUGUUGUUGGACCAUCACUGUUGCCUGGCUCUGCUCGGACCAGCCUUGUACAAAAUCUGGAUUUCAAUGCUGGCAUUCCAAUAAAUGCCGAGGAGACGUUUG
Messenger RNA from Mugil cephalus (flathead mullet), 2204 nucleotides. Its product is annotated as actin-related protein 3. Gene Ontology annotation, biological process: Arp2/3 complex-mediated actin nucleation. The transcript is spliced from 12 exons. The coding region runs from base 156 to 1412 and encodes 418 amino acids. Gene Ontology annotation, cellular component: actin cortical patch; Arp2/3 protein complex. The record is from RefSeq and is a predicted model, not a curated record. Gene Ontology annotation, molecular function: actin filament binding. NCBI's taxonomy places the organism in Eukaryota, Metazoa, Chordata, Actinopteri, Mugiliformes, Mugilidae.